AUGACAGGCAUACUUGGCCCAGAAGCAGUCAAGGAACUUGCCACAAUUCGGCGUAUCGCGAAGGCACUGGAAGACGUGAUGCUUUCUCCGCAUGCAUCCGUUAGCCCUGGCGACGGUGCCAUUACGCUGUCGCAGGAGUCAUCAGAAGAGACUGCGAUUGUUCUACGUGGUGUCGGGACGAAGCUGGCCGCCGCUGCUGAGGGGCUUGCCACCGCUAUUGAGACUCAAAUGGCUGAGUUUUUUAACUACAUGAGAGAGAAGGAGACCUUGUCUGUCGUCGCGAUGUUGCGCGCACGCAGCGUGGUGCCAGAGGGCUUUAAACUGAUGAGUCAUGAGGAGGUGUGUGCGGCACGCCCCACGGCCUUCUCUUGCAACGAUGAUACCUCUGAGCCGUCGGGGGGUGGCGUUUUGCAAACCACCAAGUCGUUGCAUAGUCAGCGGUCUCAGAUGCGUGUGGCGGCUUCAUCGUUGCAGACGUGCUUGUUCCUGAUGCUGGAGGCGCUUCUUACACGCGUCCAUGCCACUCGCGCGGCGGUGUACCUUGAAAACCUUCCUGAGAAUUCCCACGUACUCAGCCGCGUGGCGCAGAUCCACGCAGACGGCAGGCUGCCCCUCGAGGUCAGCUACGCCAGCAGUAGCAUGAUUGUUACCGCUGUGCGGUGUGGUAUGGCCAUAAACUUCAACAACACCGGUAUGCCCCCCAACAACAACGACAAUGACUUCCCCCACCACAUUGAAAGAAAUGUGCGUCGCCCUUUGCCGGUUCAAAACGGCAUCAUUGUGCCCAUCGGUAACUACGGAUGUGUCUUCGUGGCCGAUAAGGUGACCGGGGUGCCGCCGCCUUUUACCUCGUUCGACGAGUACCAGGUCUGGGCCCUUGCCAGUCUUUGCGAGGGCAUCUUUUCACGGUACUCGCGGGACGUUUUUGUGACGGUGCCGUGGAGUCCAGCUGUGGGAACACUGCGUCAGUGCACCUGCCUUCCGCCCCUCCCCAGGCCGCCUCGAGACUCCACACAACCAAAGGCAGCUGUGACCGCUGCCGUGACUGCGCCCUCUUUGGACGCGCUGCAAUCCAUGCCGAAGAGGCUGGCCGUGCUUCGAGCCUCCACCAACAAGGUGAGCAUCAUUGGGGACUCCAAAGGCAUACCGCGGACACACUUGACGUUUGAAGGCCUUUUCCUGGAGGCGGCUGAGUACGUCAGAAACAUUGAGGAUCUUUGGCACAAGUCGGUGGAUGAGGUAAAUCAACUACAAAUUUCCCUGAGAGAACAGACCCGCAAUCUGGAUGCCAAGACGCAUCAAAUCCUUGGGCUAGAGCGGGAGGUGCGCCGCUUGAACGGGCGACUUCUCCGUCUUCAGGAAACAACUGCUACCCCAAUCCGCCGAAAUGUAACUUAG
Molecule: messenger RNA, 1398 nt
Organism: Trypanosoma rangeli
Lineage: Eukaryota; Euglenozoa; Kinetoplastea; Trypanosomatida; Trypanosomatidae
Exons: 1
Coding region: 1-1398 (465 amino acids)
Source: RefSeq, a predicted model, not a curated record